AUGGACGGCUUCAAUCGUCCCUCCGACUCCACGCCGCUGCCCUACACCGCUUCCCCGCUCCAGCUCCUCCUCAGCGAACUCUAUCUCAUCAAGGACAUCCUCUUCAACUUCCCAGCCAGCAUCCCCGGGGUACUCCAACCCUUCUGGUCCGUGAACGCGGAAGACGAGCUCUGCCUCCUUAACGCCAAGAACGUGCGAUCUCUCCUCCUGCACGUGAUCCUCUUAAUCGGCCAGCCCCUGUUCCUCCUCGCCCUGGUCUACGGCCUCAUCAUCCCCAUCCCCGCCUCCCUCUAUCUGGGCGGCAUCGCCAUCACCCUGGUCCUAAACUACUACUUCUGUCUCCUCCUCAACGGCGACGGCACCCCGCAGACCUCCACUAUCGACCUGACCCGCUAUCGAUCCGAAAACCCAGACCAAAAAGACCACGACCACUCGGACGAAUGCUGGAUCUUCAUCAACGGCGUCAGUGUCGGCCGCGACUGGUUCCAAUCCAACCUGAACACCUUAUCCCAAAUCUUCCGGCGGCGCAUCAUCGGCGUGCACAACAUCACCUACGGCAUCAUCUUCGAUCUGAUCGAAUGCCUGAUCCAGCGUGAUGCGUGCUACGCCACCACCGACGUCCGAACCGGCUACCACCAGGUCAAGAAGAGCCUGCUGGAGGAGAAGAACAAGAAGGUUGUCUUGCUCCUGCACAGCCAGGGCGGGAUCGAGGGCGGAGCGAUCCUAGAUUGGUUGCUCGAUGAUCUGCCGGCCAGCGUGUUGGGCAAGUUGGAGAUCUACACGUUCGCGAGCGCGGCUAAUCACUGGAACAAUCCGAAUCGACACCAUCAUAAUUCUAAAGAGGACGAGGAGGCGGAGAAGAAGUUGGGCGUCAUCAGGCAUGUGGAGCAUUACACCAACUCGGGUGAUUUUGUGUCUCGCUUCGGCAUCCUCGGCUUCAUCCAUCUGCCGCUCAAGAACACCAUAGCUGGCACCACCACCAAGGGGGUUGGAAAUGGAAGAGCCGAUGACAACAACCGCUUCAGAGGCAAGCUGUUCAAGCGCAACGCCACCGGCCACAUGCUGAGUCAGCACUACCUCGCCUACAUGUUCCCGCGCGAGGAGUACACCCUGCCUGACGGCACUGUGGGGGUCAGGGUCAAGGAGAACAACGGGUUCAUGGACAGCGAGGCCGAAGUGUGGGACGGGGAACGGGAUAAGCAACACCUGGGCUGGCGCGAUUGGCCCUGGGGCGUGAAGCUGGGCUGGUGGGGGUUCGAGCUGGGCAAGGCCAAGCAGUGGGAGAGCAUGAUGAGGGAGGACGGGCUGGACCUCUCGGGACGCACGGGCGAAGGGCCUGAGGAUCGGAAGGUUGCCAGGAAACCGAGGGAGUUGAGCCGCCUGUGGUUGUAUCGGAAUGGCAUGUCGCCUCCUGAUGAUGGCGCAGAUGGAGAGCAGCGGGACCAGCACCGCCAGGGCAAGGUGGCUAAAAGCGUCGUGAAUGGCUAUGUAAAUGGGCUUUAG
Endocarpon pusillum Z07020 is the source of this 1503-nucleotide messenger RNA. RefSeq lists its product as uncharacterized. Lineage: Eukaryota; Fungi; Ascomycota; Eurotiomycetes; Verrucariales; Verrucariaceae. Bases 1 to 1503 code for a protein of 500 amino acids. The transcript has a single exon. The record is from RefSeq and is a predicted model, not a curated record.